UAAACAAAAACAUUGUUUUGGGAAAUGACGUUAACGUCGAAGCAAACCCGCGCUUGACAAUUCAGCGUCGUUUCGUUCCGUUGACGGGGGCUGACGGUGAUUGAGAAACGAUCUUGUUUUCAAAGUUUAGCGCCUGCAUCUGCUGCUGAAAAGUAACGUCGGAAUGGAAGCAGAAUUAGAGAUUGAAGAGCUGGAGCGAGACAUACGAACAUUGCGAAAGAAUCUCAAGGAGAAGGUGCAACAAUUGAAGACCUUGAAAAGUCAUUUUCAGAAAAAUUGCAUAAAUAAGUUGAACAACAAUGAAAUCGCCCGUUACAGUCGGCAAAUAAUUUUGUCAGAAAUCGGUGUUCAUGGACAAUUAAAACUCAAAAAGGCAUCUGUACUAGUAGUAGGCGCCGGUGGACUGGGAUGCCCUUCCUCGUUAUAUCUAGCCGGAGCCGGUAUAGGGCGUAUCGGUAUUUUAGACUACGAUGAAGUGGAGCUAACAAAUCUCCACCGACAGCUGCUGCAUACGGAAUCUACUGUUGGUCUUAGAAAGGUUGAAUCUGCGAAGUCAUUCUUGGCGGAGCUGAACUCACAGAUUGAGCUUAUAACUCAUCAUACGCAGAUUACGAGUGAUAACGCGCUAACAAUAAUUGAACAAUACGACAUCGUCGUUGACGCAACUGAUAAUGUUGCAACUAGAUAUUUGUUGAAUGAUGCUUGUGUAAUGCUCAAAAAGCCUUUGGUUUCCGGCAGUGCUUUACAGUUGGAAGGACAAUUGACAGUAUAUAAUUAUAAAAAUAGCCCCUGUUAUCGUUGUCUCUUUCCUACACCUCCACCUCCAGAAACAGUAACUAAUUGUGGAGAUGGUGGUGUUCUCGGUGCGGUAACAGGUGUUAUUGGUGCUUUGCAGGCUUUAGAAACAAUCAAAAUAAUUCUUGGCAAUGAAGGCGUGCUGGUUGGUCGACUGCUGCUGUUUGAUGGACAACAGAGUACAUUCAAAAAUUUGAAACUUCGCGCUAAAAAGCUUAACUGUGUAGUUUGCUCUGAAAAUCCAUCCUUGACAAAACUCAUCGACUAUGAACAAUUCUGUAGUAUGAAGGCAACGGACAAGGAUUCCAAUUUGAAAUUACUGUCUGAGAACGAACGCAUCACCGUCGAACAGUAUAAACAAUUGUUGGAUAAUGGUAACCAGCAUGUACUGAUCGACGUUCGUGGAACAAAUCAGUUUGAAAUGUGUCAGCUUCCAGCAUCGAUAAACAUUCCAAUCGACGACAUUCUUGAGAAUCGACGAAUGGAGGAACUUCUGGCCAAAGUUUCACCAGAUGCAACGCAAUUACCUACGUUCGUAAUAUGUCGCCGUGGAAAUGAUUCCCAGCUCGCCGUACAGCAUUUGACGCCCAUUUUCAAAGAGCGUGGUUUGAAUCCGCCUAAGGAUAUCUCAGGAGGGCUGCACGCUUGGACGCACAAUAUUGACAAAUGUUUUCCGAUUUAUUGACACGGCGAAAUAAAGUUUUUGAAAAUUUUCAAAUAGAUUUGUUGGUUGGAUGCUUUCACAAAGUUUUUGUAAAAAUGCAAAUAAAUUCAACCGAGCACAAAAA
Messenger RNA from Wyeomyia smithii (pitcher-plant mosquito), 1583 nucleotides. It is a transcript of the gene Uba4, whose product is annotated as adenylyltransferase and sulfurtransferase MOCS3. The record is from RefSeq and is a predicted model, not a curated record. Gene Ontology annotation, cellular component: cytoplasm; cytosol. The coding region runs from base 164 to 1480 and encodes 438 amino acids. The transcript has 3 exons. Gene Ontology annotation, molecular function: adenylyltransferase activity; URM1 activating enzyme activity; thiosulfate-cyanide sulfurtransferase activity. Gene Ontology annotation, biological process: protein urmylation; tRNA wobble position uridine thiolation. Lineage: Eukaryota; Metazoa; Arthropoda; Insecta; Diptera; Culicidae.